This is a messenger RNA of Ichthyophthirius multifiliis, 2544 nucleotides long. RefSeq lists its product as hypothetical. The transcript is spliced from 3 exons. Gene Ontology annotation, biological process: cell motility. The record is from RefSeq and is a predicted model, not a curated record. Gene Ontology annotation, cellular component: motile cilium. NCBI's taxonomy places the organism in Eukaryota, Ciliophora, Oligohymenophorea, Hymenostomatida.
AUGGAUAACCUAGAUUAAUAAUCUCUAGAACUCGAAUCAUUUCAAAAGCCGGCACAACCCCAAUUGGACAAUGACAUAUUUCAAGUCCUUGAAAACUUAACAAAAGUUCAAAACGAGAAAACAAAGCGAUGUCAAUCUUUUAAAUAAUAAGAAAAUAUACCCAUUCAAUAUAUACAAAACACCCCAAAAGAAGAAUUAGUACUUGAACACGUAAUCUAAUUUAAACGUCAAUUCCAAUAUUAAUUAUACUUCGAGGAUAAGCGAGAAUUAUUUUUAUACCCAAAAAACGAAUGUGAUGUCUACAAAUUUAUAUGUACAACCGUUCGUCCUACAAAACUAGGAUUUUUAGAACUUUAUGACUAUUAAUAAUGCUCUAAAUAUUUAUCCUAAUAUAUUUAAUAUGAAGAAUUAGAUCCUCCAAAUGAAUUUCCUUAAAUAAUUCCUUCUCCAACUAAUGUAGCCGAAUGGCAAAAAGGAGACUGUUUUGAUUUAAGUAUUUUAUUAUGCUCUUUACUUAUAGGUGUUGGCUAUAAUGCUUAUUGUGUGUACGGGAAGGCUCCGCGUGAAAUAACUACAAAAAACGAGUCAUAGAUGGAAUAUCUUUUUUUAGAUAAAGGUAAAUAUGUAGAAUUUGAUGAUAAAAGGCCAAAAGAAAACACCCAAAACAAUGAAUUUAACAUCAAGAAAAAAAUCCCAAUAGUCUCAGCUUGGGAAAAGAAAAAAGAGUAGGAAAGACUAGAUGAAAUAGCUGAAAAAAAACGCAUAGCAAUGACCAUAGAUGAUGAUGAAGCUGAUGAACUAAUCGAAGAUCCUUAUUAAGGCGAAAGACUUCACUGCUGGGUGCUUAUAAGACCUGGUAAAAGGCAGAUUGAGAAGAAUAUCUUCAUUGAACCUUCUACGGGAAGGCUUUAUUCACCUGAAAAUUCACCUUUUGAGUCUAUUGAUUGUGUUUUUAAUAAUAUGAAUUUUUGGAUAAAUAUGAAGCCUGAAUGUGAGGUAAAGAACCUUAAUUUUGAUGAAAUGGAUACGUCUUUAAAUUGGGAAUAUGUUAUGUUGGAUACUUUGUAGUUUUAGGGAAGUACUAGUAAUGAGGAAGAAGGGAAUCCCGAUAUUAUUUUAGAUGAAUAAAAAGAUAAAUAAAAAAACCCGGAAUAAGAUUAACUUCAGGAUAUUGCUUAAUUAUUAGAUAUGGCACCCCCUUGGCCUCCUAAAAUUUACAUUGACAAGGAAAAAUUUAUCAAAGGAAGCCCUUUAGGGGAAGGUACAUUUUUUUUUAAUAGAGUAAAAGUGGAUAACUAUUCCCCUUAUUCUUAAAUUAAUGACGGUUUAGUAUAAAAAAUCAGUAUAUAUGAAGAUUUUAAAAGACUUAAGGUGAAAGAAUAUAGAUAUUUUUAUAAGCAUAGGAGUGAUAAAUUAUCUAUUAGAAGAAGAUUUCCAUUCGAAUUUAAAACUAUAGAAGAUUACGAACCUGCUAAAUAUGAAAAUAAAUAAAUUCCAUAAGCAAUGUAAUAAUGGAAAUAAGUUAUUUAAAUAGACAGACAUAUGAAAGUUAUUAAAUAUUACCCAAAUAGAAAUCAUGAUGGGUUAAUUGAAAGAUUCGAACUUAUAGGAUAAAAGACCAUCCUUUAUUACUAAAAUAGGGAUGACAAAGUCAUUUAUAGGUCUAUUAGGUUUGAUCCAAAAAGGACUUCUGGAAAUUAAAAUAGCGAUAAAACUUUUUAAGAUAAUCAUGUAGGAGAUGUUAUUAUUACUAAAAUGACUUAAAAAUUUGAAAAAAAUCCAAAUUAUCCAGCUAAUGAUUAAAUUUAAAGAAUGGUCAUUGAUUUAAUUAAAGAUAAGGUUAUUAUAUAAUAUCAUAUGAAUGAAGGAGAAAUUACUCCUAUAAUAAAAAUUUAUUCAAGAGAUACUAUGCAUGGAUUUGCAAAAUUAAAUGAACCAGGUGGAGAUAAUAAAAUAGAUGAUCCUUUGGUUUAAUUAGAAAAUACAAAAAUUGUCAAUUUAGAAAAGGAAUGCUUAAAUUAAUUAAAAUAAUAAGAAAAAAUUGCAAAAGAUGAUGAAGGAUAGAUGAGAGAAGAGAAAGUGAAGUUAGAAUAUACUUUACAUGAUAAAGCAAGAAUAAGAUUUAAUAAUUCAUUUAAAAAGAAUGAAGAAGAUAUGGCAAAAGAUGCAGCCGUAAAUGAUUAUUUAUAUCCAUUUUUGGAGAAAAGAAAACUUUUAGGAGAACGAGAAAUACCCUAUUAAUAAGCAAUAGAAAUUAAAAAUGAAUUCAUGUCAAAAUUAAAAGAAAGAUUUUUAUCAAGAGCAGAAAUUAUUUAAAGAAGAUUAGAAGAAUAAAGAUAAAUUUUAGACUAGAAAAAUUAAUAAAUAUCUAAAAAACCAGAAUUAGAUUAAAAAUUGGCUGAAGAAAUUAAAGAAGUAAACUUUAAAAUAGAUAUUCUGGAAUAAAGAGCGCUUAGAUUUGAAUCUAUGGCACUUCAAAAAUAUCAAGAAAUGGAUAAUAAAUUAAAUAAUGAUGGAAGAUUAGCAGCUAUUCAUAGAAAAUGA